This is a messenger RNA of Helicoverpa zea (corn earworm), 3799 nucleotides long. Its product is annotated as CUE domain-containing protein 2. NCBI's taxonomy places the organism in Eukaryota, Metazoa, Arthropoda, Insecta, Lepidoptera, Noctuidae. The coding region runs from base 233 to 1096 and encodes 287 amino acids. The record is from RefSeq and is a predicted model, not a curated record. The transcript is spliced from 7 exons.
AUUGAUUUUCGCAGUUCUAUCCCAGAUUUUUCCCGUGAAAAUACAGCUGCAGUUUCGUCCAAACAUUUUUUUUUUCUCUUGCCGAAACAAAGAGACAGUGAUUCUGUUUGCUCGGGACGGUUUUUAUGGACAUUAAACCUACUUUUACUGUGUAGCCACCCGUAACGUUAUUUCUGAAUAUAUUUUACAUUCUUCUAGUGUUUUACUGAAAAAUAAGGUGUUUUAGAUCAUAAUGAGUGCUAUAGCGCAACAAAAAGUCCUUGUCAAGGAGGGUUUAUUUCAGUUUAUUACCAAACAUAUCCCUAGUGCGGAUUUAAACGUAAUUGAUGAUAUUGUACUUACAUAUGUGAUUUCGAUACUUGAAGAGGCUUCCCAGGACCCCUGCUUCGACGUAGAAGGUUUCAUCGAGAUGAUGUCAGCAUACGUGCCUCAGUUCGGGCGCAUUGAUGCAGGUCUGGUCUGCACCUGGGUGCUGGAGUUAGAAGCUGAGAUCAACCAAAGAGAUGACACCGACUCCUUGUCUAACCAUGAUGAUUCAGCCAGCAGCGAUAGGCUCAGCCUUACUCUUCAGAAUCUGAGUGAGAUGCUGCCGCCAUUGACCAAAAAUAACAGGUCCCAUUCUAACUCGGAGUCAUCUGAGAGCGUUGAGGGCAACCGUCGCCCUCUUCUAGAGGAAGAUGUUCACGCGGAACAAUGCCAGGCCCUGGCUGAGAUGUUCCCUAACACCUGUGCUAUGGAGAUAAAGCAUUGCGUAUCCAUAGCCCACGGCGACGUAGAACGUGCUGCCGCGACCCUAUUACACCGACGCGAGCAAGGACAGUCGCUGUCCGCCGCCGCGCUGCACACCGCCUCGCGACAGCCGCUCUGCGACGACCACGAGCUGAAGAACAGGAUUAUUGCUCGUUACUCCUACGUGGACAAGAACUCUGACCAGAAGGAACACAAGCCUCUCGCUCCUAAGAUCGAGCCCAAGAAGAUGGUCCGCUACAGGGACAACAAGAUCGUCUCCCUCAAGGGAGAGAGGUACACUGAGGUGCCCAAAUCUGGAGCCGACGAGGAAAACUUGAAGAAGCCCAAAAAACAUCAUUGCCCUUAACCAUUAAGUGCAUGUCAGUACAGUGGAGCAGCGGUGCCCGCCCCCCCACUCUCGCUGUCCCCCCCUCCCACUUCUAUGCCACGCCCAACACCCCCCAUUUCUCCCUUGACCAGUAACCUCGUAUAUCUUACCUACGUCAUUUUAUCUACACUUCUAAAGUGUUUCUAUAUAUUCGUCAGUAGUAAUUCGUCUAAACUAAUAUCAUAUUAUUCAAAUUUAGAAUUUUCAAAUCGCGUACAACUCACUGACCGCGUAAUUUUCACUUCGAGUGAGUUGUACGCGCGUUCAAAAAUGGUAAAAUUAAAUGAAUUAAUUAGUCGCGCUGAAAUACGCGUGUUGUAUAACCUAUUUGUGAAUUUAAUCAAUUAUUGUGAUUUUUACGCGAACGUACGGAGUCGCGUACUGCAGUGUCAUGUUGACGCAAGACGCGUACAACAGUGUCAGUUUGACGUAAGUCGCGUACAAUUGACAUUUGGGCGUUCGUACAUGUGUGUCUGUAAAGUUAGAGUAGUCGUAAAAGUGCGUGAUUCGUAUAAACUUUAUUUCGACCCGCUUGUUUCCAGUACUGAUUUUGAACAAGUAUUUAAUUUUGAUACGUCACAAUUUAAACUUAUAGGCUGUAAUUAUUUUAUUGUAGUUAAUAAUUUAAUUUCAAUUGUAUUUAUUUUUAAUUGUAGGCUUUUUAGGCAGCUGCACAGUAUUAGUAUGGCAUCUGGUGUGAAAUGUGUUCAUGAUAGCGAUCGUAAGGUUUGGAUGACGGAUGCCAUAGUUGCGAUGCGAGGAGCGCUAAAAUGCUGCUCAGUUUCUAACCGUAAUGUUCGUAGUAUCGUCGCAGAGCGGCAUCUUAGCGGCCCGGCCGGCCAUUUUGGAUUUCCAAUAGUUUUAAGUAAAACGAUCUGUUUACCUGUGAUUUCGUACGUUUAUUAUAAUUUUAUUAUCAUUAAAAAUGUGAUUCCUAAGAUAGAUUUAAAGUUUUUACAUACAUCUGUGAUUGUGAUGCCAUUUUUUUUAAUAUUUUACCCUUUAAGCGGUUUUUAUAUUAGUUUUAAUUUGGACAAUAGUUAUGAGUGUCAUUCGCUUCGUAAUGAACGAAUAGCUCUCUUGUGAUGGUAUUUUUAUUUAGUUUAAUCUGAUAUUUGGUAAUGAUUCAGGUUUAAAACGCAGUAUAAUAUACAAUAUUGACAAAAUAGUUUUAAAUAUCACAAUAGUUAAAAACUAUUUGAUGCCUAAUAUUCUAUAAUACAAUGAUGAUUCCCACAACCGAAUUACUGGGGAAACCCAAUAUAAUACAAGCCUACACCUUGGUACGGUUAGGUUACACAGACUUUCUGGCUUCUGACUACACGUAAUGACUACCAAAGAUGUUCAAUUGACAGCGAAGGCCCACAACUUUGUCAAGACAAGACAUCACCCAUCCAUGGACAGACCACGUUGAGAAUAGCUAACUAUUUAUACAGGUGAAUAAAAUAUUCAACCAAGUGGAUUGAUUUCAGAUCACAUGAUAAGCAAAAAUCCUGUUUGUAUUAAUUAAAAUAGUAUUUUACCAAGUGGAUUGGUCUCAGAUCACCAUAUCACGUCUUUUUAAAUUUUAAAACGGCGACAUCUAUUAACGACAAGAGUAACUAAUUAAUUUCUUGCCCUGUUCCCACUAAUAUUUGGGGUAUGUUUUACACUUCCAUUCCUAAAAUCUGAAUCAUUACCAUUUAUCUGAAGAAUUAAUUUAAUAAAUUAUUUAAAUAGGUUUGGAACAGACUGAUUUAUUUACAAAUUAUCUCAUCGAAUGAGAUAUAUUAUUAUUACAUAUAUUUUUAUUUAUUAUUUUAACUUUUUUACAGCUAGGCUGUAUCUCUGACUAUUUAAUGAUAAUUUUACUUUCGCAUACAUUUCUUGUGUGAUUAUUUUGAUAUUUAGAAUUGACAUAUUUUGAUCAGAAAUCAAUUUGAUAAAUAUUGGACAGAAAUAGCUCCGAAAUAAUAUUAAAUUCUGACUUAAAAGUUGCGUUUUGAAUGCCAGCUGUCGACUGCAUGAAAUCGGUCGACAUCUGAGGGCGACUGCACGUGCUGCUGCCGCUUCGAUCCAAAACGGUUUCAUGUAAAUACAUACAAACCAGUAGUGCAGCUUUUUUUUUAACGACGUCAAAAAUCAUCAAAUGACCCCUCCCGCUGUGGGUUAGCAGCCGUGUCAGACUCCUACUGACUAAAAGCCAUCGUGUUCCGUCGUAGGCCAUUUACGUACCAGGGCCGCAGUAUCUCUUUCGAACAACCCGCAGCCCCGGCAGGCCUUGGCCCUACUGGGCCCCGAUGGGGACCCGUAGUGCAGCUGCGGCCAACUUCAUGCAGUCGCGGCAUGUGCGGUCGGCAGUUGGCAUUCAAUACGUACCUUAACACCUUGUUAUGAAAUUACCAAACCAUGUAAUUUUGAAAAAAAUACAGUGUGGUAUUUUAUAAAACGUCUAGAUAUCCUGUAUAUAGACGUUUCGAAAGUAUGAAUUUAAUCACACAAGAACCAGCUUUUUUAUUUGGGCUUUUAAUUAAAUUAAACAAUACUUCUGGGAUGUUUGGUAAUACUGUGAAAUUACUGAACAUUAUUUAUUUAGAGUAUUUCUCACAACAACACAAAAAAUGCGAAUUUUGCCAUAAUUUGUAAAAAACAAAAAAACAAUUUUUAUCUUAACCAAAACUUUGAAAAUACGCUUAUUUUCUU